Molecule: messenger RNA, 1531 nt
Organism: Micropterus salmoides (largemouth bass)
Lineage: Eukaryota; Metazoa; Chordata; Actinopteri; Centrarchiformes; Centrarchidae
Exons: 10
Coding region: 156-1268 (370 amino acids)
Biological process (GO): D-serine catabolic process
Molecular function (GO): D-serine ammonia-lyase activity
Source: RefSeq, a predicted model, not a curated record
UAUCUGAGUACUUCAUCCAGUCACUGCUUUACAACAGUGAAUGGCCGUUUCCGGUGAAGAGGUUUGAACACUCAAGGACACCGUAAGAGGAACGUGACCACAUUAUCCCGCAAUGCCGGGGAGAAUCAGAAUCAGCUGCUAAACGUGCUGCCAGUAUGGAGGGAGAGGCCAUCUCUACCCUGUGUACCCCAGCUCUGGUGGUGGAUUUGGACAAAGUGAAGAUAAAUGCCCAGAGGAUGAUUGAACGCUGUCAGAAGUUGGGGGUCCAGCUUCGGCCACACAUGAAGACCCACAAAACCAUUGAGUGUGCUGACAUCAUGACGGGAGGAUCACGGAGGUGCAUCGUGGUUUCCACACUGGCAGAGGCCUGUUUCUAUGCCGAUUACGGCUUCGAUGACAUCCUAUAUGCAUACUCACUUCCCUUUGAUAAGGUGGAGCGCUGUGCAGCGCUGUCAGAGAGGCUGGAUCUCUUUCAAGUUUUAUUGGAUCAUCCUCAUGCUCUGGAGGAGCUCAUAAAGAGACCACUGAGAGACGGUCGGCUGUGGCACGUCUGGCUGAAACUUGACUGUGGUAACGGGAGAGCUGGUAUCCUGCACUCAGAACCUGAGGCGCUCAGAUUGGCUCAGGCUAUUGUCGAGACGGAUGGCGUGGAGCUAAUAGGCGUGUACGCUCACUGUGGGAACACCUACAACUGCAGAGGAGUGGAGCAAAUACAGGCUGUGGCCCAGGAAACCACCAGUUUGACUCUGCAGUUCAUGGAAAAACUGAAGGCUGCUGGCAUCACCUGUAAGUCCAGCAUUGGCUCCACCCCUUCCUGUAGCCACCCGGUCAAAGACAUGGCGCAGCUCAGCGAGGUGCAUCCUGGAAACUAUGUCUUCUAUGACGUGCAGCAGUCUGUGAUUGGCUCGUGCUGUCUGGAGGAUGUGGCUGUGAAGGUUUUGACGAGAGUCAUCGGACACUGUCCUCACAGGAACCAGCUCCUGAUUGACUGUGGAUGGGGUGGACUCAGUCUAGACGGAGCUGGAAAACUUCCCACAGGAUAUGCUAUGAUUGAAGGUCACCCGAACCUCAAAUUGUUGUCUAUGACACAGGAACACGGCAGAGUGGAGCCCAUCUCAGGACCGCUGGACUACAACAAAUACCCUCUGGGCUCUCUGCUCACACUAAUCCCCCACCAUUCGUGUGCAACUGCGAUGAUGCACCCCGUGUACCAUGUGCACUCUGAGGGCCGUCUGCUGGGGAAGUGGACACCAACACGCGGGUGGUGAACAGCUGUCCACCCGUUCACUCAUCAUACAUGACCUUGUUACAAUAGCUAAAUGAACACUGGAAAAAUGACUUCUCAUGUAGUUGAUGUUAAAGUGUGACUGAAUACUCACAAAUAUAAGUGUGGAAGUAUUCCUAAACUACUGAUUAAAUAACACAAGUAUUUUUCAUAAAUGUUUUAUCUGAAGCAACAUAGGAAAAUAAAUAUAGAGAAAAUACUUGUAUGCUUUUACAUUAUUAAAUAAAUGAAAGCUUUAGGACUGCA